AAUAAAUCGUAAGUGCAUUUUUUUGAAUCAAAGCAACAACAUUUGGGUUCGGUUCGGUUUGACCAGAACAAAGAAAUCAUGUGCGUUUUAAGAAGCGACGUUAGCCACUUAACCCCCACGUCGUCCUUUGUAAUCUCAGAUUAAUUAGUUGUGCAACAUUAUAUAUAUUGAAGGAGACGAGACGGCGUCGUCACCGGCCGGAAGUGUUUAUUUGGAAAUCCACCCCCACCUCCACUAUCACCCACUCAUCAGACACACCUAACAAAACCCGGCCGCCCGGCGGGAUUUGUGUUCUUCGCCGGUCGCCGGAGGCAUGGAGGAGGCUCCGGUGACCGCAGCCACGGGGGCUCUGGGGCCCGUCGUAGCGAAGCUGAGCGCUUUGGUUCGCCGCCGCGGUGAGUACCAGCUUCGGCGGCGGACUCGGAAGGACGUGAAGCUCAUCGGAUCCAAGCUCAAGUCCGUCCACUCAAUCCUUUGGGUGGUAUGGGAGAGGCAGGCCGAUCAUGAUGCGGCAGGCAAGGCGCUGAGGAUGGAAGCGUGGCGUCUCGCCGACGACAUGAACGACGCCAUCGACGACUUCAUCCUCACUAUGGGUCGCAGCAACGACGGCAAGCGUUUCAUGGAGGCCAAGAACAACCAUCCGAGCCGUCCUUUCCAGGAUCUCAAGAGGAAGGCAGUUGAUGUGUACCAGCGGUGCCGCAACAAGUGGAAGACGGAGACUUCUUCCCACACCACCACCUUCUUCUGCAGCUCAUUUUCAAGAACAAAAUCCACCGUCGACUCUGGUCCUGCCAAUAAGUGGCCCGCUCGAGUCGUUGAUCCCUAUGUCGUCCACAAGGUCGACAUCUCAAAGCUUGUGGAGAUGGAAGAACCGAGGUAUACCCUCGUCAAACACCUGCUGGUAGGGGAAGACGAGAGCACAGUACGGCAGCUCAAGAUGGCAUGCAUCGUUGGAGGUGUCGGGAUGGGUAAAACGACCCUUGCCCGUCUUGUGUAUGAAGCCAUUCAACAUCGGUUCCAGGCUCGGGCUUUUGUGUCGGUGAAUUCAAGUCAUAGCAUGAUGGGGGUUCUGGCUGCCAUUCUGCAACAGGUGACAGCUGAUAGUACUGACGAUGUUGUACUUCUUGCUGGCACCAAAGCAUCGACCAAGAAUAAACAUCCCAUCGACAUCAUAUCGAGUUUCCUUAAGGAUAAAAGGUACCUGGUUAUAGUUGAUGACAUCUGGCAUUAUGGAGAAUGGGAAACCAUCAAGAAAUCUCUUCCAGACAAUAAUCUGGGCAGUAGAAUUGUCAUGACGAGUCGUGUCAAGUCUGUAACCGAGAAGUGGCAUGAUGAUUUUGGUGCCUUGGUCUACGAACUUGAUCGUCAUCAUUCUUGGCAGAUGUAUGGACCAGCAGACCCUACUACUCAUAAAUUGAUUCGCAUGAAUGCUGACAUGAUUGGAGAAGGUUUUGACUGUGACCAUGAUAUCGUGAACAUGUGUCGUGGUAUCCCGUUAGCAGUGUCUUGUAUGAUUUCAGCAUUGUCAAAGGAGCGAGAGCGUCAGGAAGAACAAGAAGGGCUGUGUGUACUAAGCACACUGGGUCUGCAAGACAGGAUCAAGGAACAAGUCAAGCAAAAUGGGAUUCACAAUACUCCAGGGUUUGAGGCAUUGGUAGACAGCUUGGAGCUUGGCUACAACCAUCUUCCUCAUCAUAUGUUGAAGACUUGCUUGUUGUACUGCAGCAUAUACCCUGAGGGUCACGUUUUUAAAAGGGGUGACUUGGUCAGGCGAUGGAUCGUUCAAGGUUUCGUUUGUAAGGAGGAGGCAGCAGAAGAUUACUUUGAUGACCUUAUCUCCAGGGGAUGGAUUAGAGACCAGCAGUACCAAAUGCACCGCAUUAUCCGAAAUUACCUUAGACGGAGGUUGCGAGAAGACAAUUUCAUCACCUGCAGUUCUGAUGGCAUUCCAUCGUCUCCAAUUGGUCGGCUAUGCAUUGACAACUGGCCAAGAAGUGAUGCAGCGGAGGAUCCCUUGUCAGGAAUUGAUUGGCAUCAUAUCCAGUCCCUAGUCGUUCUUCAAGAUGCCAAGAGGGUCCCCUACAAGCAAUUGCAAAACCUGCGAGUGUUGGAUGUUCAGUGCAAUCAGUAUCAUGGUUUUAAUGAGUAUGCUCUUGAGAAUCAACAUCUCAAGGAUAUGUGUGGACUGCUCCGUCUGAGGCACCUGCUAGUGUUAGGCAGGUCGGAGGUGGUGAUUACAGUUAUGGAAGACUUUCAUGGUCGGGGGGGAAUUACUGAGAUCCCAACAGAGAUAGCAAGGCUGCAGUAUUUGGAGACUUUGGAAAUGACUUCAACAAAGAUCAAAAGAUUACCUGCUGAGAUCGCUGGCCUCAAGCAAUUGAAGACUCUGAACAUGAGUUCGAACAUAGGGCUAGCAGAGCUACCUAGGGAGAUGGGGAGCCUGCAGCAUCUAGAGACUCUGCUCAUCCGUGGGUCAAACAUCAGAGAGCAGGCCUGGGAGAUCAUCGGGACACUGAAGAAACUGAAGACUCUAGAUGCGAGUCAGAAUCCUGAGCUCUCAGGGAUACCUAGGGACAUUGGGGAACUGCAGCAGUUGAAGAAUCUUAACGUGACUUCGACACGGAUCACAGAGCUGCCCAAGGAGAUUGGGAAACUGCAGAUGCUGAAGAAUCUAGACGUGAGUGACAACCUUGGGAUCACAGAGCUGCCCAAGGAGAUUGGGAAACUGCUGCAUUUGGAGACGCUGAACCUGAGUAGCACACGGAUCAAAGAGGUGCCCCGUGAGAUCGGGAAUCUCCAGCAUUUGCAGGCUCUUUAUUUGAAUUCUGUUAGAACAAUCACAAAGCUGCCUCGGGACAUCGCGAAGCUGCAGCAUUUGGAGAGACUACAUCUGCACGAGGUGGAUGUGAGGAACAUACCAAGAGAAAUCUGGGGACUGAAGAAACUGAAGAGUCUAAAUAGGGUAUUCGGCACACUACCCUUUGAAGCUGGGCAGCUAUCAAAACUGGAGGGAUUGCCCAAUUGCGUCCACAGAGCAUGGAAGAAUAGUGUCCUGAUGUCAUUGCUGGCAGGGGAGAUCCUGUCGUUUCAAACAACACAUUUAUUUUAUGGUGGUGGAUUAGUCGUCAGCACGAAGCAUAUGCACAUCCCGCAUUGGAUCAAAGAGCACUUCAACAAUAUUACUUCCUUGGACAUCAGGAUCUGCACACUAGAGGAGCCGGAUCUCAAGAUUCUCCGGGAGAUGCCGGACCUUUGGAAACUGACGCUAAGGUUCGAAGGUGUCCCGAAGAAGCCGGUUGCCAUUAGCGGUCGAGGGUUUGCAAAGCUCUCUUCCCUCACUAUAGACAGCCGAGUACCACGGAUUACCUUCAAGGAAGGAGCUAUGCCGAGCCUGCAGAACCUUACGUUCGAGUUCCAGUUCUAUGGUGGUCCACCAAAUGCGGACCACUUUAUGGGCAUCAAUCACCUCGUGCGCCUAGAAGAAGUCAGCUUCCUCAGCAACAGAUGGUAUCGAGGAGACAGCCCGUGUAUCAGCGCCACGAUGGAUGUCAUGGAAAAGGAAGCCAAGAAGCAUCCCAAGAGGAUUCGUUUUAAAUUUCCAGGCAACUCUAACCGUGCCUCCCAAAACCACUUGCUUUAUCCGGAUACACCAUUUGCUAUGAACACCUCUCUUCUCCAGGCCAUUUGCUAUGAACACCUCUCUUCUGGCCUGUAUAUUGAGCAGCGCAAGUGGCACAACCACACCCAGGCCCCCAAAAUUAAGAGCCCCUAAUCAGCAUUUAGUCAUUAAGUCUAGUUACUUUAAGCUCAGUUAGCCAAAGUGUUAGUUGCUUAUUUAGUUUCUUGACACAGCUCACAAGAAUCUGUGUAAGUAUUUACCCAUUACUUAUAGAGAGAUUUGAUUGUUCCUAUUAAUACUAGUAUAGUGCCCGUGCUAACGCUACGGCUUCAUUUCA
This is a messenger RNA of Sorghum bicolor (sorghum), 3956 nucleotides long. RefSeq names its product putative disease resistance RPP13-like protein 3. Gene Ontology annotation, biological process: defense response to other organism. The record is from RefSeq and is a predicted model, not a curated record. Gene Ontology annotation, molecular function: protein binding; ADP binding. Bases 314 to 3772 code for a protein of 1152 amino acids. NCBI's taxonomy places the organism in Eukaryota, Viridiplantae, Streptophyta, Magnoliopsida, Poales, Poaceae. The transcript is spliced from 2 exons.